Messenger RNA from Triticum dicoccoides, 1074 nucleotides. RefSeq names its product chalcone--flavonone isomerase-like. The record is from RefSeq and is a predicted model, not a curated record. Gene Ontology annotation, molecular function: chalcone isomerase activity. The transcript has 4 exons. Gene Ontology annotation, biological process: flavonoid biosynthetic process. Lineage: Eukaryota; Viridiplantae; Streptophyta; Magnoliopsida; Poales; Poaceae. The coding region runs from base 53 to 727 and encodes 224 amino acids.
GUCGCUCCUUGUUCAUCAACCUCGAGUUGUUCUAAAUUACUUAGUCGUAGUGAUGGAAGACACCACCUUUCCCGCCGGGAUCACCGACAUGGAGGUUGGCAGAGUCGUCUUCGGCGCGUCCGCGACGCCCCCACACUCAUCAAAGAUCCUCUUCCUCGGUGGUGCCGGGGAGCGCAUCGGGCCACGCCAUGGCACGCUCAAGCUGGUGACGGUGAUCGGCGUCUAUCUGGAGCAGUCGGCCGUGCCGUUCCUAACCCUCAGGUGGCAGGGAAAGCCCGCGGAGGAGCUCGCCCGCUCGGCCGACUUCUUCCGCGACAUCGUCGCCGGCCCGUUCGACAAGUUCACGCAGGUCACGCUCGUCGACACCCUGACCGGCCAGGAGUACUCCGACAAGGUGACCGAGAACUGCGUCAACAUCUGGAAGUCCUCGGAGCACUAUUCGGUCGACGAAGGCCAUGGCUCCGCCGCGACAAGCGAGCUCAAGGGGAUCUUCUACCCGGCGUCGUUCCCCACCGGCUCGACCAUCUUCUUCACGCAUUCUGCCGACGGUGUAUUACAGGUAGCAUUUUCCGACGACACAAAGGUUCCGGAACAAGAGAGCGGCCGGGUUGAUAGCAGGGCCCUGUCUGAGGCGGUCCUCGAGUCCACCAUCGGCGACAACGGCGUGUCUCCUUUGGCGAGGCGUAGCCUGGCUUUCCGCCUCUGUGGUCUCAUAAACCACAAGUGAUCGACCGAUGGAUGACAGUUUGGACAACAUGAAACCUUAUUAUAGCUAAAAAAUAAAGACUGGACCAUUCGCACAUUGUUGUUAUUACUCUCUGCACUAGUUAUGCUCAUUGAGAACUAGGCUGUAGCCUAGUGGCAAAGGAGCGCAGUGGCGUCUCCAGCAACCAGGGUUCGAGCCACGUCGGGGACGGAUUUCUGGUUUCUCACAAGAUAUGCUUCUCCUAUAUCAAUAAACCAUGGGUGCUAGUGCCCAUGAGUUUCAUCUUUUAGUUAUGAUCAUCGUGUAGUAAAGAAAACAAGAGCCUGACCUAAGGCAUGAAAUAUGGUGGGUUGUUCCCCUUUUGUUUA